GCGACGUCUGGUGGCCACGUGAUUUAUAAGCCCCGCCCCACUUGUUCCUCGUUUACGUCACUCCAUUUCACUCCCAGCGUCCUCCGCUGCAGCCCUCAUCUUGAAGUUCAGAGCAAGAUGGCGGAUAAACCAGUGGCCCUGGCCCAGAAGAAGCUCAUGGACGUCAAGCUCGGACAGCUGCCAUCGUGGCUGGGAACAAGAGACUUCACCCCAAAUGGACUUCUUGGUAGUGUUCGUGGAGGAUACGAGAGAUACUACAACAAAUACAUCAAUGUGAGGAAAGGUGGCAUUGGUGGAGUUGCCAUGUUCCUUGCUGGUUACAUUGCCCUGAGCUACCUCUGGGAAUACGAUCACAUCAAGCACGACCGGUGGAGGAAGUACCACUGAAAGCCACUGGACCACUCAAACCUUGGCAGUGUGAUCAUCACACCUCUCAGCUUUCUCUGUAUGUGACUGUUGUGACCAAGAAUAAAAUUACAGUUAUUUA
Molecule: messenger RNA, 487 nt
Organism: Carassius auratus (goldfish)
Lineage: Eukaryota; Metazoa; Chordata; Actinopteri; Cypriniformes; Cyprinidae
Gene: atp5mf
Product: ATP synthase membrane subunit f
Exons: 4
Coding region: 118-387 (89 amino acids)
Biological process (GO): proton motive force-driven mitochondrial ATP synthesis
Cellular component (GO): proton-transporting ATP synthase complex
Molecular function (GO): proton-transporting ATP synthase activity, rotational mechanism
Source: RefSeq, a predicted model, not a curated record